This is a messenger RNA of Priapulus caudatus, 4560 nucleotides long. Its product is annotated as tripartite motif-containing protein 2-like. The record is from RefSeq and is a predicted model, not a curated record. Gene Ontology annotation, biological process: negative regulation of translation; proteasome-mediated ubiquitin-dependent protein catabolic process; protein polyubiquitination. The transcript has 13 exons. Gene Ontology annotation, molecular function: zinc ion binding; ubiquitin protein ligase activity; translation repressor activity. NCBI's taxonomy places the organism in Eukaryota, Metazoa, Priapulida, Priapulimorpha, Priapulimorphida, Priapulidae. Bases 740 to 2845 code for a protein of 701 amino acids.
UUCGUUAUCUGUUGUGGCUUGUGGUAAAUUAUUUCAUAAGACUUUUCACAAAGAACAUCUAAUUCUUGAACUUAGUGAAAUCUUUGGCAUUGUAUAUGUGGUUGUAUGUUGUAUGUGGUUGUAUGUGGUUUGUAUGUUGUGGUGACUGGUGACUAGCCUCACUGACUGGUGUGUAAACUUUACAUGAUUGAUAAUGAUACGCAUACUAGUAUACUAGUUACUACUACUACUACUAGUUACUACUGUACUGUCAUUGAUACUGAAGUAGGCCUAGUAUCUAUAAAAUGCAUAUCGUUGGUAUAUAUGUAUAUGAGUUUUUGCCUCAGGCUCAAGAUAAUGCUCAGGCUUCAUAUAACGUUUGCAGUUGUGCACUCUUCACUUCAGUUAUUGUACCUAAUUAUUGCAAUCCCACUCACUGACUCAGUCAAUGUUGAACUUGCAGCUCUAGUCUAGUAAGCCUACUAGUAGUAGUACUAGUAGUAGUGCCUAUGUUUCAAAUGCUUAUAAUUUAAGGUAGUGUAUCUGCAUGUCGCUCGACUCGUAUACUGCUGUCGGUGUACCCUUUGCUCCGGCCGUUGCAGUCUUCCAAAGAGAGAAUCAGUGCCUUGUGAAAUACAAGAGAAGGACCCCAAGGUACAAGAUACAAUUUCAGUUUGGACUGAUUUCAACCAGCUUCCACCGUAAUCAUGAAGGCCAGAGAAUAGACAUGAGAAAAGAUCUUGCUGUAUAGUGCUGAAGGAUGAAAGCUGAGGACGAUGUUGACGUAACCAUUUCUAAGACUUUGUCGAAGGAGGAGCUUGAAAAAAUGAUGACAUCACGGUUGGUUGAGACAGUCUCAAUCAACUACGAUGAUUUCAGCGAGAGCUUUCUCACCUGCGGAACUUGCAUGUGCACCUACGACUCACAGGAGCACAUACCCAAGCUCCUCCCCUGUUCUCACACCGUGUGCAGGCUGUGUUUGGAGCGGAUCGUUGAAGCACAAACACGUGACACGGCUUCCAUCCGGUGCCCAAUCUGUCGUGACGUCAUACAGAUUCCACGCGGCGGCGUCGCCACCUUUCCACCGAGCUUUCUGGUGAACCAGCUAAUGGAUCUCAUGGCGCGGCAGAGACGCGACAUCAUCCCCAAGUGUUCUAUACAUUCCUCGCAGGAGCUGCUCUUCUGUGAGACGUGCGACAUCGUGUUCUGCACAGUCUGCACAGGUGGCACGCACUGUGGUGGAAAUCAUGAGCAUACUGUGAUACCUUUUUCAAUUGCAAUCAAGCGAAUGUCAGAGAUUCUGCUACAUAAGGCUAACAGGUGCUUAGUGAAUUUAACGAGAGCCCAGGAUAAUGUAACUGAAGAAAUGCGAAAGCUUGAUGCCAACGUUGAUCGUACAUUCGAGCUUGUCAACAGGUCGUUUCAGGACCUCAUCGGGCUGCUGGAGAGGCGGCGGCACGAGGUACUGCAGCAUCUGCAGUCUGUGCGCGACGAGAAGCGCAAGGUGCUACGCGAGCAGCUCGACAUCAUCCAGGGCGAGAAGGACCAGGUGGAGAGAGACUGCGGCGGCCUUCACUACCAGGUGGAGGUGCGCAACAUCACGAAGAAGAUCAGCGACCUGAACGAGAAGCUGGACGCGACGACGACGCUCAUCGAGCCGCGCGAGAACGCGUUCGUGCGCUACGAGCACAAGCACAACGCCGCGAUCGCCAACGUCGAGCACGCGCUGCGCGACUUUGGCCGCGUGCGCGUCUCGAAGACGUUCCCGGCGCUGUGCACGGCGCGAUACGACGCGCUCGCCGUCACGCACCUCGAGUGGCUCGUGCGCGUCGGCGCCGUCGACUACCACGGCGACGUGCAGACGGAGGGCGGCGACCCGCUGUUUGUCGACAUGCGCAACGAGACGGGCGACCGCGUCGAGGCGCGCGUCCGCGACAGCAACGACGGCUCGUACACGGUGCGCUACACGCCGCACCUGGAGGGAACCUACAAGCUGUUCAUCAGUAUCUUCGAUCGGCCGAUCCGCGGCAGUCCGUUCAAGAUCGACGUCACCGAGACGAACAACCCGGUGCUGCAGUGCGGCGACCGCGGCUCGGGCGAGCACAGCUUCAUCCAGCCCGUCGGCAUCGCCGUCCAUCAGACGGGCAACAUCUACGUCACCGACACAGGCAACAGUCGCAUUAAGGUGCUCACAGACGAGCUACACUUUCUGAAGCACAUCGCGUCGGAGGGCCUUAGAAGUCAGAGCGCGACUGGCAUCGCGAUUACUCCCUCUCAGAAUCUUGUCGUCGUCAACUGGCGAACGAAGCAGGUCACGGAAAUUACACCGGACGGCAAGCAGAGGCUGCAGUUCACGUGUGCGGACUUCAUCGAGCCGGUCUGUGUCGCCGUGAACUCCCGCGGCGAGGUCGUCGUCGGCGACUCCGGCGCGCACAAAGUGUUCAUCUUCGACGCGACGGGGAAGCUGCUGCGACGCAUCGGCUCGACGAAGGGCGAGGACCCGGGUCAGUUCAGCCUCAUCGCCGCCCUCGCGAUCGGCGCCAACGACGACGUCGUCGUCGCCGACUCCCGCCUGCAGAUUUUCGGCCGGUCCGGAAAGUUCAACCGGGAGAUCUACCCCGAGGGCAAGGGCAAGGGUCAGUACGGGGGCAUCGUCGUGGACAGGGACCAGCGCGUGCUCGUGACACGGUCGGAGCGUGGCCGCAACUUCGUGCAGCUGUUCACGUACAGCGGCAAGCCGCUGUUCCAGAUCGACAGUCUCGACGCGAAGCUGAAGAGGCCAGCGGGCUUGGCUGUCACGCACGACCACCAUGUGGUCAUCGUCGACCUAGGCAAUGACUGUGUAAAGAAAUACCGCUACAAGUAGCGCAUCUACUAGAGAGGCCGUCCCGUGCGGGUGGCAACUGCUAGGACGUCUGCUAUUAUUUUUGAAUAAAAAUUAUCAAUACGUUAUCAUAGGAGUGCUGUUCCUAUUCAUCAUAGGCUAUUGCAAAUGUAAACGUUUUUUGGUGACCAUCCAAUAUGUAAUUUCCUUGGGAUCAAAUUCAAAAUGUCUCCGAGGUUAUAAUUGAGGAAAAUGUUUGGGCUGGCGUGUGGUCAUAUUUUUGGUUUGUAUCAAAGAUAUCACUAAUUAGCCAGUGUGUUAAUUACUAACAGACACUUAUCCAGGUUUUAGAUUUUGUUAACAAUAUUAUUCUUCUGUAGUGGGUGGAUAAAUUGUAAUGUUUAAUAUUAAUUACAAAAAUUAAACAGUUACGCUUGUUCAACUUUUAACUUCAACUUGAAACGCGAGUCAUGUUACUCGAAUUAUAUCACUCAACGUACAGUCAACAUCUAAGUAUUUGUAGCCAUAUAAUAAAGACCACAAUAAUAGUUCUUGCUAAAUCAGAGUUCAGCCAAAUCCUAAUAGUAUUAUGUAGGUAGGCUAGUUAAUUAUGACACAAGGUUUUGAUGCUGUGACACGGGUGACAAAACUUUACACAUUUUUUAUCAUCAUUUAAGUAUUUCUUAGUCUACAUCUGUCUGUACUCCGUGCUGGUAUUAUGUUUGUUGAAUUUGUAUCAAAGUGCUUGUCUUUUGGAGCCCAGUUAGCAUGUGUAAGUUUCCUGUAUAGUAGGCGUUUACUAUAUUUAAACACGGCUUGCAUAACAUUGUAUCAAAACAUUUACUCACAUAGUUCUACAGUCUACUUUAUGUUUUAGCAAUCUUAAUGGUAUCUCAGGAAUUGAGUAGGAAAAUGCGUGGCUGUGCCAUACUCCAUGUAGAGAUUUGUGUAGAAUUGUGACUAUGAAUCAAUAUGAUCGUUUCGUGAACCCCGGUUUAUCUGAUACAUUGCCCUUUAACGCUGUAAUGGUGCGAGAACGAGGGUUUCCGCUAUAUGUCUAGUCACUGUAGCUGGUUGAAGUGGUGCCUUUUGAACAACGGGCAAAAAUGUGAGAACUUCUCAUAGCAAUCCAUUUUAAUUACAUAAUUUCGAUUGUGCGGUAUACUUGGCAAGAUAGAUUGGUAUGCUAAUGUUGCUAUGAUAUACAGUUUUGUUUAUCUGUCAACCAUAUUAAAACGGCACGAAUUCUAUCUUACCAUCAAUACUGUUGUGUAUGCUUUAUAAUCCAAAAAACAAUACACUGCGUAUCUGUAACCCGUAAGGUGUGUUUGGAAAAUAGGUAGCAAUGGGGAGCAGGUUUGGUGACAUGUGAUUAUAGGCUAUUGGUGACUCUGAUCAAAUUGAAUCAAUUUCCAAAUUCUUCACAGUGUUCUGUUUCUCAUGAAUAAAGAGAUGUUAUCGACACAAAUGACGAGUCAUCCAUAAUUGCAAGUUUCUUUCCCUCAACGAUAACCAGGUUUUAUGUCAAAAGUCAGAACCUAAUGUCGAUACGAGCUGGAUGCACAUAGUUAAGUGGCAACACAGUCCGCAACUACUGUGGAAUGUUAUGCAGCAAUCACAUCUGUUAUUUUGCUUCCCUUCGUGUUUUGUGCUGUACAUACGAAUGUACCUAACCAUCUAUUAAGUUAUCGUCACAUAGUUUCUUACAUACAUGAGAACAUGUAAUUUAUUAUCAAUAAAACCAUUCAUUUAUGCCA